Scatophagus argus is the source of this 4778-nucleotide messenger RNA. RefSeq names its product frizzled-7-A-like. NCBI's taxonomy places the organism in Eukaryota, Metazoa, Chordata, Actinopteri, Scatophagidae. Gene Ontology annotation, biological process: canonical Wnt signaling pathway; non-canonical Wnt signaling pathway. The transcript has a single exon. Gene Ontology annotation, cellular component: plasma membrane. The coding region runs from base 480 to 2183 and encodes 567 amino acids. The record is from RefSeq and is a predicted model, not a curated record. Gene Ontology annotation, molecular function: Wnt-protein binding; Wnt receptor activity.
AAACCGGUGGAAUCUGCACGGAGCGAGCAGAGCGAUCCUCUGGACUCCCAACCGCUCAGCAUGCGAGGCGACGCUCUGUGUAAAGUCAAGUCGAAAAACGAUGGAAAUAUAAGACUUUUUGAGUUGUAACUAUUUCUCGAUACACGUUUAAGUGUUAAACGCGCCGGAGCAAUGUGGAUUUGUACUACUUAAGGAAAAUGGGACUUUAAGUGUUAUUUUCACCGGACUGGCAGAGAGAGUGGGCUGCUUGGAGUCACUUACAAAGACCAUCAAGAAGUCAUGACACGACGGACGUUUUUCUUGGAUUUAUCUUCAUAAAAUACGAGGAAAGGACGAUCGGGGCCAUUUCAACUCGAACUACUCGGACUACAAGCGAAGUGUGGCGACAUUUAACGUAGAUAUUCUUUGCUUUUCAGUCGUUUUCAAGUCGCCCUACUUGGAUCAAAGUUUUUCCUUCCCUCCCCCCCUCCUCCUCAACUAUGGCGGCGGCCAGGUCCACCACUGGCUCCGUUUUGCUGCGGAUCAUGUGGCUGAUGUGCGGACUGUUCUCGUUCACUUCUGCUCAGCAUUACAAUAGUGAAAGUGGCAUAUCCGUCCCAGAACACGGGUUUUGCCAGCCCAUCUCCAUCCCGCUUUGCACCGACAUCGCCUACAACCAGACCAUCAUGCCGAACCUCCUGGGCCACACGAACCAGGAGGACGCCGGACUAGAGGUGCACCAGUUCUACCCUCUGGUUAAGGUCCAGUGCUCUGCGGAUCUCAAGUUCUUCCUCUGCUCCAUGUAUGCGCCGGUCUGCACAGUGCUGGAGCAGGCCAUCCCUCCUUGCCGGUCCCUGUGUGAACGUGCACGACAAGGAUGUGAAGCCUUGAUGAAUAAAUUUGGCUUCCAGUGGCCGGAGCGGCUCCGCUGCGAAGCUUUCCCCGUCCACGGAGCCGGCGAGAUCUGCGUCGGCCAGAACACAUCCGAACCCAGCAGCCCGGCUUCCUCGUCUUCUCCUUACGCACCCGACCCUGUGACCCUUCCCCCAAGCAUAGGGCGACCCAACCAACGCCCGCCCCCGCACAACCAGUACCACCAGUUCUCCUGUCCUCUGCAGCUAGAGGUACCUCCCUACCUGGGCUACCGAUUCAUGGGGGUCAAAGACUGCGGGGCCCCAUGCGAGCCCACCAAACCCACCGGCAUCAUGUAUUUCCGGGAGGAUGAAGUAAAAUUCGGCCGGCUCUGGGUUGGAAUCUGGUCCAUUCUGUGCUGCGUUAGCACCUUGUUCACGGUGCUCACCUAUUUAGUGGACAUGAGGCGAUUCAGAUACCCCGAGAGGCCCAUCAUCUUUUUAUCCGGGUGUUAUUUCAUGGUGGCGGUGGCCUAUGCUGCUGGGUUUUUCCUGGAGGAUAAAGUUGUUUGUGUGGAUAAAUUCAAGGAGGACGGCUACAGGACCGUGGCCCAAGGGACAAAAAAGGAGGGCUGCACCAUCCUCUUCAUGGUAUUAUACUUUUUUGGUAUGGCCAGCUCCAUCUGGUGGGUGAUUUUGUCCCUGACUUGGUUCCUCUCUGCUGGGAUGAAAUGGGGCCAUGAGGCGAUCGAAGCCAACUCCCAGUACUUCCACCUGGCGGCAUGGGCUGUCCCGGCCAUCAAAACCAUCACCAUCCUCGCCAUGGGUCAGGUGGACGGCGACGUACUGACCGGGGUGUGUUUCGUAGGGAUUUUCAACGUGGACUCCCUCCGCGGCUUCGUCCUGGCCCCGCUUUUUGUAUACCUGUUCAUCGGCACGUCCUUCCUUCUGGCCGGCUUCGUGUCCCUCUUUCGGAUCCGCACCAUCAUGAAGCAUGACGGCACCAAGACGGAGAAGCUGGAGAAGCUGAUGGUGCGGAUCGGCGUGUUCAGUGUGCUCUACACGGUACCGGCAACCAUUGUGAUCGCAUGUUACUUCUACGAGCAGGCCUUCAGGGAGCACUGGGAGCGGACCUGGCACAUGCAGACCUGUAAACGCUUCGCCGUACCUUGUCCGGUUCACAACUUCGCCCCCAUGACCCCGGACUUCACAGUGUUCAUGAUCAAAUACCUGAUGACCAUGAUAGUCGGGAUCACCUCGGGUUUCUGGGUCUGGUCCGGGAAGACUCUUCAGUCCUGGAGGAGGUUUUACAAGCGCCUUAGCAACGCCAACCACGGGGAGACAACGGUGUAAAGUCAAGAGGAUGAGAAGGCGCAAAGCCACGGAGAUUUGGAUGUAAUCAACAUCUACAUGAGGUCAAAUAGCUUUCAUUUUUAAUACCAUUUUGGACGUAUUUUGAUCGGAUUUUUGUGUUUUAAGGUUGUGAUAGCAAAUCAGACUUAAUCGGAACUUUAAUCUAUAUUCGAUAGAAACUGGACAUAUUUUUGGUACAUAUAUAUCUUUUUUUUUUUUCUUUUUUUUUUGUCGUAAUCAGAGAGCACACACUCUUGGCAUUUGCAUCUCUGGAUUGUGAAGUGGUGUAAGCGGCCAUACUGGUCCCUGGACUGUAAUGUCAGACCGGUACAGUUACUUUUAAUACGACACUCCAUGCAUAUUAUUGAUUAUAUCCUUUAAUAUCACAAUUUGAAUGUACUUCCUGUCUGCUCUGGUGGGAGCUUCUCAGUGGAAAACACCAUAACAUAACAGACUGAUGGGUCAAGCAGCGUGGCCUUCAGUCCACGCUGCAAUAAAAAGGUCAAAGGUUUGAUCUCUACAGCAGCCACACCCACUGACUGUGAAUUGUUGGAUUAGGGAUGUCUGGAUUAUACAUGCAAAUUUGAAGUUACUCUGCCUUUAGCUACAGACUGAAAUACUUUAUGAACACGUGUGAGAUAUUGCAGAGCACAAUCUUGCUUGUUUUUAAUCUGAGGAAUAAUGCAUCCAAUCCUGACUCUGCCAUAAUGUGCCAUGUGGCUGCCCAGAAAUCAAAACAAAUUAUUUUGUUGUUUUAUUUUAACUUUUUUUUUUUUUUUAAAUCUUAAUGUUUUUUUUAAUUGUUCAGACUGUUGAGUAUUUUCGCCUGUAUUGAAUGUUCACUCCGAAGGUGAAUGAAGGUAUGUAUUGGUUUGCACAGCUAUCCUUAAGGUUAAAAGUGUUAGAAAUGACUGAUUCAUCACAGGGUAAUCUUGAUCAAACACCAUCAGGAGACCACACACACACACACACACACACACACACACACGGGCCUCCGCCGCUCUCUGCAGUGAAGAUACAACAGCUCAUUGUUUGUCUCUGUGUGUGGUCUCUCCCCCCAUCCAAAAGACUUUUUUAAGCUUUUAAGACAUUCAAAGCACCAUUUCGAGGAUCCAGUUUUAAUCCACACAGGCUGGAGAUGGUUGCUCGGGAUUUUUAAUGUUAUUUUAUCCUGAAUAAAGACGACUGUACACGUUCACACCUGUAUUCAAUCCAGUGUAACUGAAUCUGCCUUAAACUCCCAUCCCAUCAUUUCACCUGAGGGCAGACUGAACAUUUUAGAGUUUUUAAUCGACUAUUAUUUUAGUGUUUGGACUACCCGCCUUCACCCUCCACAGAGAAACUGUAUUUAUUUUCUUUCUCUCUGGAAACAGGAUUUAUGUGUGAUGUUUUAAAUCAGGGAAACACCAGAAUGGAGGUCAGAUGUUACAACCAUGAUUUUUUAAAUUUUUUUUAUUUGGAAACAGUUAAGGGGAGACCACCUGCAAGUGGUACCGACUCAGUGGAGAACAAAGCAGGUUGUGACAACAAAAUUGAUAACUGGAUUCCUUUCAGAGCAAUAGAUGGAAAUUUUGUCAGCUAAUGCUCCUGUCAUUAAAAUAACUCACAGAUUGUUUAAUACAUGGAAAUAAUCCAACCCAAAAGUGUAUGUCAGGAUUGGGGAUGUUCGUUUGUUUUCUGAAACUUGAGUUUUUGAAACUGCAGUGGAAAUUCAACACUCUUAAUUCAAGUGAAAGUUUCUUAACAAGGCUGAAAGCAUUACUGAUAACAAAAACAAUGUUGGCAAAAAUGGUAAACAGUGUUUUAGGCCCAUUGAACUGAAAUCAUAAAUUCAUUUCUCUGACUAAAUAAUCAAACCAGAAGGAGACCUUGAUGGGAAAUGUGAGCAAAAGAUUGUUUUUAUCCCGACUGAGACAGCUGCCAGACAGCAUAUGAUUGCCAGAGGUUUUCUUGUCAUGUAGCACAUGUUCUCCACAUAAAUGAUGAACAGAACCAGCCUGCAGCCAUGACGGAUGACUCACAACAUUAUGACCUUACACACCUGGUAUUCUCCAUAUUUUUAUUCUAUAAAGCUUUGUUCUGAGUCCGCACGUAGCAGUACCAGACAGUGCACCCCAGGUACUAGUCUCCAGUUAGUAAAAGCAGUUUUUAGACAAGAAAUUUUACGUUUCUCAUGUGAAUAUACCACAUACCUCAAACCCUGGUUAAAGGAUUGAGUUAGGAAACAGGGCAACACUCCACUACACGCUAGUAAUUUCUCGUCCAUCAAGUUUUUACCUAACAAGGCAAACAUACGGUGUAAUUGUCUUCAGGCAGGUGAGAUCUGUGAUGCCAGACUGAUGUUUGUCUUGUACUGAGCUUUCAGAAGGAAUAGUGUGUGUGUGUGUGUGUGCAUGUGUGUGUUUGUGGGGUCCCCCCCCCCCUUCGCCAGAACAUAUGCAACCUCCUAAGUAAACACAGACUCUGUUUUUUUUUAAAGGCAUAUUGUAUUUAUGGUGAUACUCAUUUUUUGUCUAUGUUUUUUUUUUACUUGUUUUUUAACGAGAUAAGCCUGUUAUAUGUGUACAGUUUGAAUAAAAACGAUGCGGUUUGUUA